Triticum dicoccoides is the source of this 670-nucleotide messenger RNA. Its product is annotated as protein MAIN-LIKE 2-like. The coding region runs from base 8 to 670 and encodes 220 amino acids. Lineage: Eukaryota; Viridiplantae; Streptophyta; Magnoliopsida; Poales; Poaceae. Gene Ontology annotation, biological process: meristem development; meristem maintenance. The record is from RefSeq and is a predicted model, not a curated record. The transcript is spliced from 3 exons.
UUGUAGAAUGGCGGAUGGUGAUGGACCUUGGUAUGACGGAUUAAUCGAUGAGUGGGAUAAGGAGCAUCGUGCUCGUGCCAUUGAGAAUGGACAGGUUGUAGUUGCUAUGCGCAUGAGGGGUCAUUCCGCUGAUGACUUUGAUUACGACCCGCGGUAUGAGCCUUACAUUCGGAGAUUGGGUCUUCUCCCAUUCGUGUUGCAGUUUAAGCGACGCGCUCCGCCGGUGAACCACGCGGCGCUGACCGCACUUGUGGAUCGUUGGAGGCCAGAGACUCACUCGUUCCACCUUCCAUGUGGGGAGCUGACGAUGACCCUACAGGACAUGGCUAUGAUAAGCGGCCUUCCUAUCAACGGACAAGCUGUUACCGGUCGUGUCAGCGUGGGUAAUUGGCGAGAACGGACUGCCGAUUUAAUUGGCGUUCAGCCCGAGGACCCUCAGGAAGGCAAGGCCGAUACCGCAAAAGUGAGGCAUUCUUGGCUAAAACUGGUCAGAGGAAACACCAACCCGUGCCCUCAAGAUGCCAAUGACGUGGUUGUGCAGCAGUACGCGCGGGCCUAUCUUUGGUAUGUACUAACCAAGGUAGUCUUCUCAGAUGCAACUGGGAACUCAGCCCUCUGGAUGUUCUUGGAGCCACUUAAUAACUGGGAUACCCAGUAUAGCUGGGCUUGA